Messenger RNA from Aspergillus piperis CBS 112811, 1471 nucleotides. RefSeq names its product agmatinase. The record is from RefSeq and is a predicted model, not a curated record. Gene Ontology annotation, molecular function: metal ion binding; agmatinase activity. The transcript is spliced from 3 exons. Bases 129 to 1397 code for a protein of 422 amino acids. Lineage: Eukaryota; Fungi; Ascomycota; Eurotiomycetes; Eurotiales; Aspergillaceae.
UUUAUGUCAACGCAACUACCACCGCUAUUUAGUCCUCUCCGAUUGCUGCUCCGAAUUUCCCCUCCUUUCUUUUCUUCCCUAUCUCUCUUACACCCCCAAUACCCUCGAGUGAGGUCCUUAAUCUCGCCAUGAAAUCCCUCACUUGGGCUGCUUGCCUGGCACUGGCUGGUACAGCCUUUGCCCACGCUCACCAUGAUCACGAAGAGGUGCCAGAGCAUGUGCGCGAGGAGUUGCUGAGGAAAUGGGACCAGGAGUUCACCUUCUCCGGCAUUGCCAGCUUUGCCCACCUAAAGCCAGUCAAAUGCCUGAUCGAACCCGACGAACGGUACGACAUCGCCGUCAUCGGCGCCCCCUUCGACACGGCAGUCAGCUACAGACCAGGCGCUCGCUUUGGUCCGCGCUCCAUCCGGGCAGCUAGCGCCCGCCAAAUGGCCGGCACGAGCUACAACACCCGAGCGGGAAUCAACCCCUACGCCUCAUGGGCGACAGUCAAAGACUGCGGCGACAUCCCGAUCACCCCGUUUGACAAUGGCGUUGCGGAGCGCCAGAUGUACGAAGCCUUCCUGGAACUGGGCUCUCGCCCGGCCCUGACCACCGCCUCCUCCAAGUACGGCACGAAGGGCAUCUCGGCGGGCAAAUCGAAGCUCGUCACAUUGGGAGGCGACCACAGUGUCGCACUACCAGCCCUGCGCGCACUGUACCAAAUCUACCAGAAGCCCAUCACGGUGCUUCACUUCGACGCGCACCUGGACACCUGGAACCCCGUGCGCUACUCAGCCUACUGGACCUCCGAACAAGCGCACUUCAACCACGGUAGUUUCUUCCACAAAGCCAGCCGCGAAGGAUUGAUCUGCAACUCGACCUCCGCGCACGCUGGUCUCCGCACGCGUUUGACCGGCGUCGACGACAGCGACUACACCAACCCGGGUCCGGAGCAGGGAUUCAUGCGCAUCCACGCCGACGACAUCGACGACCUCGGACCCAUGGGCAUCGUGAACCGCAUCAUCGAGCGCAUCGGUCUGGACUCCGACCAGCCUGUCUACCUGUCCGUCGACAUUGAUGUCCUGGACCCCGCCACUGCGCCCGGAACUGGUACCCCCGAGCCUGGUGGCUGGACGACCCGCGAGUUCAUUCGCAUCCUGCGCGGCAUUGAGAAGCUGAACAUUGUUGGCGCCGAUAUCGUCGAGGUGUCUCCUAGCUAUGAUAACAAGGGCGAGACUACGGCCUUGGCGGCUGCGCAGGUGGCGUUUGAGAUUAUCACUAGCAUGGUUAAGGCUGGUGCGGGUGAAGAGUUGGGUGGAUGGUAUGGACGGAAGGUGAUGCCGGUUGAGGAGACUGUUGUUGAGGAGGCAGCAGAGGAAGCUGUGGAGAAGAAGGAGGCCAAGGAUGAGUUGUAAAUGAGAUAUACGAUAUGAAGUUAUGUGAAUGUAUGUAUGUAUGUAUGUAUAAUGAACGAGUUGAGUUACUAGUC